This is a messenger RNA of Alternaria conjuncta, 2013 nucleotides long. RefSeq lists its product as uncharacterized. The coding region runs from base 1 to 2013 and encodes 670 amino acids. The transcript is spliced from 3 exons. Gene Ontology annotation, cellular component: plasma membrane. Gene Ontology annotation, biological process: plasma membrane phospholipid scrambling. Gene Ontology annotation, molecular function: phospholipid scramblase activity. The record is from RefSeq and is a predicted model, not a curated record. NCBI's taxonomy places the organism in Eukaryota, Fungi, Ascomycota, Dothideomycetes, Pleosporales, Pleosporaceae.
AUGCCGCCAACGACCUCAGCAUAUUCUACGAGACCACCUAGCAACGAUUCCUCAUCAAACACGCAUGAUGGGGCCCCCAAAGAGACAUCGAAAGUGGACGCCGUGUCCAACGCCCUCUCGACCACGCCCGACUCCGAGAACAACCUCGUAACGCCCGUGUACAUGCCCGAAGACCCGAACGCCGUCCUAAAGCAGACACACCCCGCCAUGCGUCUUCUGGACAACUCGUCUCUUAUAGUACAACGGCAGCUGGAAAUGAUGAACGUGCUCAUGGGCUUCGAGCAAGCGAACCGCUACGUUAUCAUGGACCCGCACGGUAAUCAUAUUGGAUAUCUCGCCGAGCAAGACCAUGGCAUAGGGAACGCCAUGGCGAGACAGAUGUUCAAGACGCACCGCAGCUUCACGACUCACGUCUUUGACCGGGACGAAAAGGAAAUACUAAGGUUUCAUAGACCUUUCAGCUGGAUCAACUCGAGAAUACGCGUGUAUGAUGCGGUAGGGCCCGAUGAGAGCACCUAUACCAGCUCGGCAAGUCUGCAAGGCACGAGUGUCAAAAGCAUAGCCAACCAAACGAGCGCAAAUGUCUCAACUUUGGCACUCCAAGACAUGAGGAUUAUCGGAGCUUCGGAACAGGAGUGGGCACCAUUACGAAGGAAGUACAACCUGUAUCUCGCAAGGAAUCUCGAGGACGCCGCCGCAGGACCAGACGCGCCCCAACUGUCCUCUGGUGACCUGCCAAUCUCAGACUCUAAAGCCGUGGCAGUAGCAGAAGGCGAUACCCGAGAAGUGGGCAUGCUCCAGUUUGCCAGGGUUGACGAACCCUUUUUGUCCUGGGACUUCAGCUUGAUGUCUGAAGACGGGCGGCUAGCGGGCUCUGUUAACCGCAACUUCGGAGGCUUCGCGCGCGAAAUAUUCACUGAUACGGGUGUUUAUGCGUUGAGAAUGGACGCUGCCGGGCUGGCAAGUGAGCCGUCAGGCAUGGUUUCCAAAACUGGUGAGCAGAGCCGACCAUCACUAGAAGACUACCCUGGCAUGACCCUUGAUCAACGCGCCGUAAUGCUUGCUACGGCUGUUAGCAUCGACUUUGACUAUUUCAGUCGACAUAGUGGUUCUGGUGGCAUGUGGCCAAUGUGGAUGCCAUGGGUAGGUGGCAGUGGUGAAGCCGCGGGAGGUGCUGCAGCUGGUGAAGCGGGUGCUGCCGGUGCUGGGGCCGUAGGUGCUGCUGGCGAAAGCGGUAUUGCAGGUGAGGUGGGCACUGCAGCGCGCGGACUGGGAGCUGGAGAGGGUGCUGCGACAGGUGCAGCUACAAUGGCGGGCUACGAAGCUAUGCAAAGAGGGCGAGAAGCCAGGCAACAAGAUGACGAUGCUUCCCCACAAGCGACCGAUCCGUAUCAGCCCAACCCCGAUCAACAGCCAGGCACAGGCCAAGUCGGUGAAGAUGUCUGGGGCGAAGAUCCUGGCGUCGGAUCUCGGGGUCAAGAUCAGGACUUCUGGGGUGGGCAGGGUGGACAGGGUGGACAGGGUGGUGGCGAUGCUGGAGACGGUGGUGAUGGUGGUGGGUUUAGCUGGGGUGACUUUUUCGAAGAGCUUAUCUUGGUACCGGAGCAUACCAUUCAGUCUUUGAUUGAUGAGGUGGACAAGCCCGACAACUCAGUCAGUAACGCAGCGAGAAUGCCGCAGACAUCGGACUUCUACAGGUAUAGAGAACUGGACGGAUCAAAGCAGCAGAUCCGUCACGCAAGAUUGUUGCGAUCUCAACCUGUGGCCGAUACGCUAUACAAACGCGACUUCAUUUACUGCGAACUUGAGAUGUUCGACAUCAACACUGCACCCGAGUUCAUCGCUCUGUCAUACACUUGGGGUGGACCAUCAGAUAAUAGGUAUAUCGUUAUCGAUAACAAGCUGCUCGCUGUUAGAAUAAACUUGUUCGAUUUCCUUUCCGCCUUUCGCUCAGACGAAGCCAAUACCCAGUACCUCUGGAUCGAUCAGAACGCAAUCAUCAAGUUCGCCUAA